GUUUAUAAAGACUCAUUCAUGCAGCUGAAGGGCAGAGAGGUUUGGCUCCAAGCGGCAAAGUACUGGCCAGUCCUAGCUGCUUAAGAAAGCCCCGCUGUGGAGCCCUGCGGGUAGCCCCUUCCUAAUACAAUGGCCACUUUACAAGAGAAGCUGAUUACCCCAAUUGUAGCAGGAUCUACCACCCCUAAUAAUAAGAUCACUGUCGUGGGAGUUGGCCAAGUUGGAAUGGCCUGUGCCAUCAGCAUUCUUGGAAAGGGUCUUUGUGAUGAGCUUGCUCUGGUUGAUGUUUUGGAAGACAAACUAAAAGGAGAAAUGAUGGAUCUACAGCAUGGAAGCUUGUUCCUCCAAACUCAUAAGAUUGUGGCAGACAAAGAUUAUGCUGUCACUGCUAAUUCUAAGAUUGUGGUAGUAACUGCCGGAGUUCGCCAGCAAGAAGGAGAGAGUCGCCUGAACCUGGUCCAGAGGAAUGUGAAUGUCUUCAAAUUUAUUAUUCCUCAAAUUAUGAAGUAUAGUCCAAAUUGCACCAUACUUGUGGUUUCCAACCCAGUGGAUAUAUUGACCUAUGUCACAUGGAAGCUGAGUGGGCUGCCCAAACAUCGUGUUAUUGGAAGUGGUUGCAAUCUAGAUUCAGCUAGAUUUCGCCAUCUGAUGGCUGAAAAACUUGGCAUCCACCCCACCAGCUGCCAUGGCUGGAUCUUAGGAGAACAUGGUGAUUCUAGUGUGGCUGUUUGGAGUGGAGUGAAUGUUGCAGGUGUUUCUCUCCAGGAGCUUAACCCAGCUAUGGGUACUGACAAAGACAGCGAAAAUUGGAAGGAAGUUCACAAAAUGGUGGUUGACAGUGCCUAUGAAGUGAUAAAACUUAAAGGAUACACUAACUGGGCCAUUGGCUUAAGUGUUGCUGAUCUAAUCGAGUCUAUGCUGAAAAAUCUGUGCCGAGUUCACCCAGUGUCAACCAUGGUAAAGGGCAUGUAUGGCAUUGAAAAUGAAGUCUUCUUGAGCCUUCCUUGUGUAUUAAGUGCCUCUGGAUUGACAAGUGUAAUCAACCAAAAGCUGAAAGAUGAGGAGGUGGCUCAACUCCGGAAGAGUGCGGAUACUCUGUGGAGCAUCCAGAAAGAUCUCAAGGAUCUGUAAUCUAUAAAUGUUAACUUCCAGCGGUAAAACAACUGCAGUGUACGUGUAUAUGUGGGCUUUCUAGUUACUCUCCAUCUCUGGAGCUAAUAUUUUGUUGAUCUUCCAAAAGUACAAUGAGCUUUUGUCUAUAGCAACUAAACAUUUGCUUGUUGUAAUGCACAGACCUUACGAACAAAUAAAAUAACUUUUGAACAUGC
Molecule: messenger RNA, 1328 nt
Organism: Pelodiscus sinensis (Chinese soft-shelled turtle)
Lineage: Eukaryota; Metazoa; Chordata; Testudines; Trionychidae
Gene: LDHB
Product: lactate dehydrogenase B
Biological process (GO): lactate metabolic process; pyruvate metabolic process
Cellular component (GO): cytoplasm
Molecular function (GO): L-lactate dehydrogenase (NAD+) activity
Source: RefSeq, a predicted model, not a curated record